AUAUUCAUCACAUGUAUAUACUUCAAAACAUCAAACAUAUCGCUGGCGUUGGCUACGCCCUCCUGACGUGACUCGCCCGUCGAAGAAGUGCGCGCUGUAACAGACAGACCUGAUCCGUCCAGCACCUCUUCCUCGAUACCGAGAUUAACUCACCUGCCCAUCACGUCCUCCUGUGCCAAACGGAUGGCACUCAGAUAAUCCCUCCACUAUGGACCCUCCUGUCGCCGUCAGCCGACUAGCACCGACGGACACCGCCGAUUCUGACAGGCGGGUUGACCUUGCAAAAUUCCCGCCUGAAAUUCUACUCAUGCUACCGCUUCGCCAAUCCAGUCUUGCAAGCAUGAUACUAGUCUGCAAGCAUUACCAUCGAACACUUACACCUCAGCUGUAUCAGUGGGUCCGAUGCAGAAGCACAGAAGAGGAACGAGGCCAGGUUCCCUCUGAGCGGUAUAAGCCUCAUGUUCUCAUGAAGACACUUUUGAGCCACCCACCUUUAGCGACAAGGGUUCGGGGACUCUUCCUUGAAAAAAGUGUCUGGAGUGGGACACCCGACGAAUGUGACUACUUAGAGCCAUGGUGGAGAGAUGGGAUAAAGCUCUUGAAGAAUCUGCCAAACCUCAAGUAUCUGACCAUCGAUCUUUCCUGGUCAUUCCUGCUUCUCAUUGAGCCGCACAUGCCUAAACUCAAGUGCGUAACGAUCAUAGACUGCGGCGAAAGAAUUCUAUCACCGUCAUUCGCAGCCCAGCUAGCCCAGCCCUGUCUCACGACGCUCGUACUCAAGAGAGAGCAAAGCAACGCGAUCCGAAACUCCUUUUGUCACCCUUUCAACCUAGGACGACAGAUGGAAUAUAGGGCACAGUAUCCCGGUCAAGAGAUCAUCUUGGACCGAGUUAAGCUCGGGAGCCGCGUACUGAAGAGAUAUGUCAAAGCUUGUAGUAAGGGUCUGAGAUCUUUCAUCUGGGUUUGGGCAGAUGACUGCCCACACAAAGAUUACGAGGACCUCUACGUCACGCCCGAGGAGGACGUCACAGCUUGCAAUAUGCUGCUGACAGCAGAACUCCUUCCUCCACUGCGGAAUGCGGUUGCGACUCUGGAGAGCCUCGUACUCAUGCACGAGAAAGGCAGAUCUUGCCCAUUUGAUGGCACCAUCUUGCCCUCGUUGACACCCUUCACAACACUGAGGAAUCUCCGAAUCGAUGCGACUAUGUUACUUGGCCGGCGGAGGUGUGAAGAAUACUGGAGGUCUGCACCUGAUUAGGAACCAUGCUUGACACGGGGCCCUGAAAAGUUUGCAACUUUGCUGCCCGCCAGUAUCAAGCGUCUCGACAUUCAGAUCCGUCAAGAAGAGAUACUUUAUGAUCCCUCGUACUGCGGAUCGAUCGUGGACAGCUUGGUGAGAGAAAAGUGGCGCCUCGCGAGUUUAGGGAAGGUAACCAUUGACGAAGCCGGGGAUAUUCAGUGUGUGUGUAUAUGCGAAGAGGACUGCUUUGAAUCUUCCUCAGACUCGUGGAGGUCGGGACUGUCUCAAACCACGAGAGAAGACUUUGGGGUUAUGUGGAAACAAUGCGAGACGGUUGGCAUUAGGCUGUACUACAUCAAGCGUAUGUUCGAUCUCGAACAAUCGAUUUUCAUAAUGAAACCAGGAGACGGUCUUGGAGAAGUGGUAGCUUUGGAAGGACCAAUUCCGAGGUCAUUCGUCCAAGAGGAACAGAGAGAGUCUUGACUCAGGGCGGCGUAGUGAAGCGCAGGACAAUCAUUGAGCUACAUUUGUAUAGCGG
Molecule: messenger RNA, 1778 nt
Organism: Exophiala xenobiotica
Lineage: Eukaryota; Fungi; Ascomycota; Eurotiomycetes; Chaetothyriales; Herpotrichiellaceae
Exons: 2
Coding region: 209-1258 (349 amino acids)
Source: RefSeq, a predicted model, not a curated record